GGUUCUGUGCCGAAUAUGAAUUCACGGUUGUGCAUGGUUGAUGUGUUUGUUUACGUGUGCUGAGGGGUGAAUGUAUAUAUAUUUUUUUUAAUAAUACGUGUACAUGGGUGACUAUAAACCGCGUUAUAUGAAUUGACUCAAAAUAGAAUUUUACAUCAGUGAAUUCUAAACAAAGAAAUUUGGGCGAGUAUUUUGUAAAAAUGGCAGACACAAUCACAGAACUUGCAUACAAGAAGCUGUAUGUCAAAUUCCCCCAAAGGGUUCCAUCAGAGGAAAAAGUGAAGGCGCUGAGUCCACACAUUGUCCGUGUGUCUUAUCCCAGGCAAAAGAGUGCAAGGUUUUGUCAUAUAGUAUUGGAGAGCCAAUCUGUUGUUCCAGAAGUUCUGAAACAGUUGAACAAAAAAGAAUAUAAAAAUGGACAUCUCAGCGUGGAGCUGCCAAGAAAACUUAAAUAUAUAAAAAAUGAACAAAAACCUCCUAUUCAAGAAAAAAGUAAGACCUUAAAAGAGAACAAAAUUGGAAAUAAACACAAAGCAAAAAAUAAACUAUCCGUUGAUGAUAAUAGCAUUGUGCCUCAAACAGAAGAAGUUGAAAGCUCACGCAUUACAGCUGGCAAACAUGUGAGGAGAAGAAGUGGGAAACCUGCAGCUGGUGGUGGCAAUGACCGAAGACUAUGGAUAAAGAAGUUGCCGUUUAAAACAGAAGACAAGGACCUUGUAGCUACUUUUCCUGGAUGCAUUUGGGCUAAGGUGUACAGAAGCAAAGCUUCAAAAUCCAGCCGUGCUAUAUGCAAGUUCACUACAGCACAGCAAGCUGCUGCUGUUGUAGCAGAUCCUAGUAAACACAAGUUCAAAGGAAAAGAGGUGGUUGUUGAAUUAGCUAAAAGUCAACAGCUAAGGGGAAGUGGGAUGAAGAAGAAGUAUGGACUGAAGAAUGAAAAUUCUGUAAUGGACAUAGCGGGAGAAACUCUUAAAACAGAAUCAAAAGUAGAAAGUGAAACUGACACUGAAUUGAAGGAAAAUGAAAAUAAUGGUGAUGAAUCUAUGGACACUGAUGAUGAUGAUGAUGAUGAUGAUAGUGACGACGACGACGACGGUGAUGAUACAUUGGAGAGUGGUGAUUCCACUGGUGAUCUUGAUGUAAAUAGCUCUGAGAAUGAUGAUUAAAAUAAAUAGAUAAUUUGCUGUGCAUUAUUUAUGCUAACUCUUGCCAAGGCCACGGCUGACCACUUCCCAGAUUUAUCACGUAUUGUAUACCUGUAAUUGUCAGUGUGAUACCACCUGAUAGGUGAGUGGUAGUAUUACCGACUACUGUUAAUGGCCUGUGUCAUCAAGACAAUGUAUAGAGUUCAAGUGUUCUGCAUUAACGAAAAAUUGUUCCGGACAUUUUCCUUAAAAAUCAUGACUGCUUAUGUCCCCCUAUAUUUAUUUAGAGAUGUGCAGAAUGUGAUUUAUAUUGCAAUAGCUUGCUUCAAAUAAAGUUUUAUAAUCUACUCUCAA
This is a messenger RNA of Schistocerca piceifrons (Central American locust), 1499 nucleotides long. RefSeq names its product RNA-binding protein 28-like. Bases 201 to 1166 code for a protein of 321 amino acids. Gene Ontology annotation, molecular function: RNA binding. The record is from RefSeq and is a predicted model, not a curated record. Lineage: Eukaryota; Metazoa; Arthropoda; Insecta; Orthoptera; Acrididae. The transcript is spliced from 5 exons.